AUGCGCAAAACCGCUCUGGUAUUGGCCAACAUCUUGUUGCCAAUCGCUGUGCUGGUCUUUGCCUCUGGUUUCUUUCCUUACAAGCCCGUUCUGCCAGGUCUAGCCACCCUCAAGCAAGGCGAUGGAGGCGCCCCCGAGGCUGCAUUCGAUCGUGUGAUAUUCAUGGUCGUGGACGCUUUGCGAAGCGAUUUUGUAUACGGCCACGACUCUGGCUUCGAAUACACCCAAGGGCUCAUCCGCAAUGGCGCGGCCAUCCCUUUCACAGCCCAUGCCACGCCUCCGACAGUCACCAUGCCUCGUGUCAAAGCCCUGACAACCGGCUCCGUACCUUCCUUUCUCGAUCUGAUUCUCAACUUUGCUGAGAGUGACACAUCCUCUUCGCUUGCCACACAAGAUACCUGGUUGGCGCAGAUCCGAGCAAAAGGUGGGAAGCUGGUCUUCUACGGCGAUGACACAUGGCUCAAGCUCUUUCCCGGCGACUUCUUCUCGCGGGUAGACGGCACGAGCAGCUUCUUCGUUUCGGACUUCACCGAAGUUGACAACAAUGUGACGAGACAUGUGCCUGGGGAACUGAAGCGGGAUGAUUGGGAUGGGAUGAUUAUGCACUACCUUGGACUGGAUCACAUUGGACAUAAGACUGGACCACAGGGACCGAACAUGCUUCCCAAACAGAUGGAGAUGGAUGGGAUUGUGAAGAUGAUCUACGAGGCCAUGGAGCGGGAGCCACAUCAUGCGAAGACGCUGCUUGUCGUGGCUGGAGAUCACGGCAUGAAUGCCGGAGGCAACCAUGGUGGGAGUGGACCUGGAGAGACGGAGCCUGCAUUGCUGUUCGCGAGCCCGAAGCUGAAAAGGAUGCGGAAGAGCAGAGAGUAUGAAUGUCCUACGACGCCAAAGGCAGGUACAGAGUUCCAUUACUACACCAARGUUGAACAGAGUGAUCUCAUACCAACGCUUGCGGGAAUGAUGGGACUCCCCAUAUCGCGCAAUAGCCUCGGGACGUCCAUCCCUGAGCUUUCCGGCCUUUGGUCAGAGGAGGAGACACUUCAACACCUGCGUAGGAACGCCGAGCAGAUUUUGCAGAUUGUUGAGGCCACUUUCGGGGAGGAGUCUUUCCGAACAGCAGUCUCAACAUUUCGCAAUUUGCAUCUUUCAACAAACGAACUCUGUGAGGACAAGACAGAAGGCGAACAGCGUCUCGCUUGUCUUUGGGCUUUCGCGGAAAGCAAAGCCGAUGAGCGACCAAGUCAGCGGCAGGCCAGAGACGCACAGGUGGCCAUCAAUAAGUUCUUGCUCACUGCGCAAGACUCUUUGAGUGGCACGGCGAGCUCGUACAACAUCCCUCGCAUGGUCAUCGGCAUGAUCCUUUCCGCCGCCAUCAUCAUGCUCACUCUGCUCUCGUUCCCUGCGUCGUGGCCGUCUUCAACUGCAAGCACAUUUUUUGCCUUCACGAGCGUUCUUUAUGGAGUCAUGAUGUUUGCAAGCAGCUACGUGGAAGAGGAGCAGCAGUUCUGGUACUGGAUUACACCUGCCUGGAUUUCCCUUCUCGGAGCGAGCAAUGUGUCCACAGUACGGAGCACGACAGCAAGGACUCAAGUUGCGCUCGCAACCGUAGCGUCGCUCGCGGUACAUCGAUUUGCCGUGCGAUGGAAUCAGACUGGGCAAAAGCAUUCCGGAGCGGACGAUAUCGUCCACACCCUCUUCCCAAAUGCGCACGUCACCAUGUGGUUGCUGGUGCUCAGCGCAUUCGGUUACAAUGGCUUCGCGCUUGUCAGACGAGCUUUUGCCGGCAUCUUGGAGCCAGAAAUGUCAGUACUGGCUGCUGUAGCUCUGGUCGUUCCUGCCAUCGUUUUCAAGCUCAACUUCACGCAAGCAGAUGCUCCUGAGCUCGUUCAAGGUCUGGCGGAGAAGAUCAGAGAAUGGAGCGAGCCUUUUGAUUUGGUCUCGCAAGCUCGCUUUGCGUUCAUCACGCUGGGUCUGGCUACGCUUGUUGUCGUCGUGCUCUCCGUGAACUCAGCACGAGCAAGCACCAAGGUCGGGAUGAAAGAGGCUGGACUGCUACCUUCUCUAGCAGAGCGUCUGCAUCAUCUUCUGACGCUGUUUUUGAUGAUACAAACACGAGCACCAAACAUCCCACUCUUCCUGGGUCUCGAGGUCCAAAGAGAAGCUCUUGCAUAUAUCAUACAUGCUUCAACCACGACCUCUAAAGGCAGAACCGUUGUGCAGAUUGCUACCAGCACUCUUCUGUUCUCACACGUCUACUACUUCUGCGCCGGAGGGUCCAACUCAAUCUCUAGCAUCGAUCUCAGCAAUGCAUACAACGGCGUCUCCGACUACAACGUCCUAGCCGUUGGAGUUCUGCUCUUUGCCAGCAAUUGGACGGCUCCGAUAUGGUGGUGUAGCGCAGCAAAUCUACUGCUGACCAGCAAGCCUUCCUCCAGGCAGCAAGCGGACGCCCACGGUGGCCGGAAGUGGAUCGAUGGUGAGAGAACGAAGUUGCAUGAAGACACGCUUCGGAGUGUCAUGGGAUCUGAGAAGACCGAUGGGCCUGAAGGUACAUGGUUCACAUACGUAUCUUUGAUGACGGCGUUCAUGUCCACGAGUUUGCUGGCCGUCAUGGCGGCUUGCACGGCUCUGCGUACGCACUUGUUCAUUUGGACGGUCUUUAGUCCAAAGUACUUGUAUGCUAUGGCGUGGAGUAUUGGCUGGCAUCUGGUUGUGAAUAUUGGUUUUGGGAGCUUGCUGAAUUGGUUGGCAAGUAUCAAUUGA
Molecule: messenger RNA, 2766 nt
Organism: Ramularia collo-cygni
Lineage: Eukaryota; Fungi; Ascomycota; Dothideomycetes; Mycosphaerellales; Mycosphaerellaceae
Product: related to LAS21 transferase, adding a side chain to the GPI core structure
Exons: 3
Coding region: 1-2766 (921 amino acids)
Biological process (GO): GPI anchor biosynthetic process
Cellular component (GO): endoplasmic reticulum membrane
Source: RefSeq, a predicted model, not a curated record